Messenger RNA from Orycteropus afer afer, 1755 nucleotides. NCBI's taxonomy places the organism in Eukaryota, Metazoa, Chordata, Mammalia, Tubulidentata, Orycteropodidae. The record is from RefSeq and is a predicted model, not a curated record.
AUUGUGAUUGGGAGAGGACUGUCAGAAGGCUCUAGAAAGCACAAUUUUGCUGUAAAAGGCAAAGAUCAUCUACCUAUACAUUUUACAAGAAAUGUGCAGAAAGCCAUUGAUAAAUAUACCUGUGAAUCGGUGUCAUCAUUUUCAUCCACCGGAACCAGCACGCCCACAGAGGCACCCAACUCUUGGUCCGGGACACAGAGUUCCACCACUGGGUUAUCUACAGAAAGGAGCUCAGUGUACUCUUGGAGAGAUGAUGAGUUUGACAAAGACAAUGCACAGAAGGUGCAGCAGUUAUUCUGGGAGGUUGAGGAAAUGUUAUUUGAAGGGAAAGUAAGUGCUCAGACCCAGAAUCUACUGGCCGAAUGCAGUGAGUGGGCCAGAAGAUCCCUCCACCUGAGAGUAUUAGGAAGACAGCUCAUCCUGCCAACUGAUGAAGGCUUCCAGCACUUCCGAGUCAGUGGGCCUAGCUCUGUAACCCACAAACCCUUACUUGAAUCCUAUGAAUGUGGCAGCAACAUCAGAGAACUGUGCAUCUCUGGCUCUCAAAUCCUCCCAGCAGCACUCUCAGCUCCUGCCCUUCAGGGGGCUGAGGGCACUGGGAUUGCUGACCUAGAAGCAUGUUCACGCCUGGAAGAAGAGGUUUACGACGUGGAUGGGAAGAUUGAAGAGUAUUUUGCUUUCGAUGGAGAAGAAGAUGACGAUGAAUAUCUUCAGCACAAAAAAGUUCACCGUGGUAGAAAAUGGCAUAAGCAUGGACUUCCUCCCAUCUCCCCUCAUGACUGUAUCAAAGAUGCGGUGGCUGCAGAGGUGUUUGAUCACAUCUGGAGAGAUAUGGUAGAGCUUUUGAAAGAGCUGGUUAGAAAACACUGGAGAACUGUACUCUCAGAAGGAAAAAAACAAAAAGAAAAAUUGAAAGUAACUGAGAAUAAAUCUCAACAUACAGUCAUUUCUCGAUGUAACCCUGAAACAUCAAGUGUUCCUCCAUCCAGAAGUUCUGAAACUCGAAGCAUAUCCCUGGCUUCUCAUCUUAUUCCACCUCAGAUUCAUCGCUUCUCCAACAAUUUUUAUAGUGAUUUAAAUGGUGUGAUGACAAUUCAAGCUAAACCACUUCAACAGAGACCUACCUAUUUUGCAGACAGAACACAUAAUGAACAAGAGGAGAAAUCAACAGAUAUAGGGGCCAGUGUGCCUUCCUCAGCACGGCACCGACGUGCAAGAAUCUUAGAUGCUCGAGGACUACAGAACUCUGCCAAGAAAACACCCAUGCACAGGAGACUGCCUUCUCUCACUUCAGAUUCACAGAGAAUUAAAACUCCCAAUGUGUACAGCGAUGAAGUUCUUAGGGGAACAAAAUUGCAGACUGGCACAGAUAACUUGUCCUCCCCGGUCCAAACCUCACGGAGCAGGUUACCUCCAAUAGGCUCAGAGACUGGUGAGCAGAAUGCAGCAGUUCCUGGAUCCCUCCCUGUUUCUUACAGAGGGAGGAAUCCACAAAAUCGUGUGUUAAGUGCAAUACCUGACACUGUAGAUCGAUCACCUCUCCGAGAAAGAACUCUUACCAUGGACCAGUUUUCAAGGCCCAGCACAACCCAUACAUUCCAAUCAGAUACACCUCAGAAAAGUUCAUUGACACCAGUGGAAUUUGCUGGCCACACGUGGACAGGUCAAAGUUUUCUGACAGGUUCACAGUAUCCACCUAAAUCAUUUCAGAGGACAGCUUUGACUUCAAGAAAAAGAUUCCAAGUGGCAUCUUGA